This is a messenger RNA of Toxotes jaculatrix (banded archerfish), 2032 nucleotides long. It is a transcript of the gene gpr39, whose product is annotated as G protein-coupled receptor 39. Gene Ontology annotation, cellular component: membrane. The transcript is spliced from 2 exons. The record is from RefSeq and is a predicted model, not a curated record. Gene Ontology annotation, molecular function: G protein-coupled receptor activity. The coding region runs from base 330 to 1616 and encodes 428 amino acids. Lineage: Eukaryota; Metazoa; Chordata; Actinopteri; Toxotidae. Gene Ontology annotation, biological process: G protein-coupled receptor signaling pathway.
UCUGGACUAGGACCUGUGAGGACUUUGGAAGAUCCCAGAUGAUCACUCGAAAUGGGAGGAGAUGGACCAGGCUUGGGGUCACACACUGGACUUUAGGGUUUAGACACCGAAUUUAUAGAACAUAACAGAAAGUAUAGACGUGUCCUCAUAUUUUCUACUGUGGAUUGUCAUAUAUGGAUAUGGAUGUCAUAUAUUCACUGUAGUCUUCAGUCUUUAGGAUAAACUGUUACACUGAAAAACCACUCACUUCUGGAUCUUGGCUGAAGAACUGAUAAGCUGAAGGACAAAAUCAGUACCUGGAAAAUCUGAGCUCACCACUCCACUCAACCAUGAGUGAGGAAAUGGAGAUAGCAGAAGACAAAGACUGGACAGAACUUGAACCCAACUACCCCGUCAAAAUCUUCCUGACGGUCUUUUACAGCCUCAUCUUGGUGACGGGUAUUGUGGGUAAUUCUGUCACGGUCAGAGUGACACAAGUGCUGAAGCAAAAUGGCUACCUGCAGAAGAAUGUGACCGACCACAUGGUUAGCCUGGCGUGCUCUGACUUGUUGGUGCUCCUUAUUGGCAUGCCAGUAGAGCUCUACAGUGCCAUCUGGUUCCCAUUCACAUCAGCAUCAGGCAACGCUUCCUGUAAGAUCUACAACUUCUUGUUUGAGGCUUGCAGCUAUGCUACCAUCCUCAACGUCGCCACGCUUAGCUUCGAGCGCUAUGUGGCCAUCUGCCACCCGUUCCGCUUCAAAGCCUUGGGUGGGAAGCGUACCUCUACCCUUAUUACCUUUGCCUGGCUGGUGUCUGUGCUCGUGGCCCUGCCAUUGCUGGUUGCCACGGGGACGCAGGGCCACAUUCCCUUCCUAUUAGAUACACCCGUCCAGAAUCUGACCUUCUGCACCAAUCUCAGGGAGCGCUGGGUGAUGUACAGGACCAGCAUCUUUGUGGCUUUCAUCAUCUACAUGAUUGUGCUGAUCUGCGUGGCCUUCAUGUGCAGAGCCAUGAUCCUGGUCCUGAGGAAACCUUUGGCUUCCUUGGAUGAAGGGACCAAUGGAACUCAAAGAGCACCCAAGCAUGAAAGUUCAAAGGUCAAGAUGGCCAGGAAGCAGACUAUCAUAUUUCUUGGUCUCAUCGUGGGAUCCCUGAUGGUGUGCUGGCUUCCCAACCAGAUUCGUCGUCUUAUGAUGGCCGCCAUACCUAAGUCCCGCUGGACCACUUCUUACUUUCGGAGCUAUGUCACACUUCAUCCUGUGGCGGACACCUUCUUCUACCUUAGCUCCGUUAUCAACCCUUUCCUUUAUAACCUGUCCUCCAAGCAGUUCAGGGAGGUCUUUGUCCAGGUACUGCGGUGCCACCUGACUAUCGAACAUGUGAACAAACGCACCUUGCAGCAAUCCCACGCUGCUUCUGCACGCUCUCUCCGGCCCCUGCUAAUGAAGUCAUUGCGUCGAAGCAGUGCAAACCGCUCCACCCUUGCACAAGAGAAAACCCCACGCACCUUUACAACCUUUCAGAAGCAAAGUGACUCAGGAGUGGCUUCAAACAGUCAGAUGUCCCUGAGUCUGUGUGCAGCGUCAGAUUCAGUUCUCAAAAUAAAGACAGAUGAACCGUCAGAGACUGAAAUAUGACAUGCUGUACAAUUUAAUGCAACACACUGUUUGAUCCAAGGACGCUUGUGCUGUGCCAUUAGAAACAAAUAGAGAGAUACUGCUCAUACACAGUAAACACAGUACAAAGUGUUCAGUCAGGAAUUUCAUUGAAAGAUCACACUCAGCUGACAAUUCGGCACAAUAAAAGGCUUGAUGAGAUAUGUAACUUAGGGAAUGUGAAAUUGUUAUCAAGUCAGUCAGUCAUUCAAAAGCUCAAAUACUCAGUUAAGUAUGAAGACCUCACAGUCUGAGUUAAAGUUAAGGGUGACCAGUGGAGUAUUUAACCACUUGUGGUACUGUGAUGUGUGGGUCCUUGUGUUUUUGCAUAUGUAUUCAAACUGCACACUGAUUAUUAUCAAGUUAAACCGAUCUCGUUUUUAAGAGGGGCUCCAAAA